Maudiozyma barnettii is the source of this 4470-nucleotide messenger RNA. RefSeq names its product cohesin-loading factor complex subunit SCC2 (gene SCC2). Bases 1 to 4470 code for a protein of 1489 amino acids. Gene Ontology annotation, cellular component: Scc2-Scc4 cohesin loading complex. Gene Ontology annotation, biological process: replication-born double-strand break repair via sister chromatid exchange; establishment of protein localization to chromatin; establishment of mitotic sister chromatid cohesion. Gene Ontology annotation, molecular function: chromatin binding. The record is from RefSeq and is a predicted model, not a curated record. The transcript has a single exon. Lineage: Eukaryota; Fungi; Ascomycota; Saccharomycetes; Saccharomycetales; Saccharomycetaceae.
AUGGCAAACUUCCCUGGUGAGAAUAACAAUGAUGUUCCUAAAAGGAUAGUCAAUGCAAUCAGUAAGCGUCCUAUCAAUCAUUUGAUACCUAAAGAUGAUAUUAUUUCUAUAAACGAUCUGCACAUGCAUCCAACAAUAAAUCUGGCAACUGAGAUCCCAGGCGGCUUAUUCAGGAACGAUGAGAUUACUAAUAUGAUAAAGUCAGAAAUAUCAGAAACAACUGAACCAUCUAAUAAAGAUCUGUUGGAGCUGAAAUUUAUAUACCCCCAACAUAUUAAAUUAACCGAGAAAAAGAACCACGAUGAUCAAUCCACUCUAAUGAAGGAUCUCUCACCUGCAACUUUGCAAUAUAUGAAUUCCAGAAAAACCCAUGUUGACGCCUCACAUAUAGUUCAGACAUCCACAGUUUCGGAAAUAGUUAAUAAAAAAGUUGUUCUUACUGAAGAGGAAACUUCGUUUCCUGAGAAUAUCUUAAGUGAACAACCAUCAAAAAAGACUAAAUUAUCUACCAAUGUUUCGUUGAAUCAGGAGAGCAUUGGUUUACAAUAUAUGAAGGAUUUUGAAGAACUCGUAAAAAUCCUAGUUGCCGAUACGAACGAUGAAGUCGAAGGAAGCACAGAAUUAUGGUACUCCCUAGGUAAGGACCAUUUUAUCUUAACCGAAUUUUGCUUGAAAAAAAUUAUAACUGUAUUACAAAACAUUUCAAAGAUUCCACAAAUAUGGCCUAAAUUAAAUGUCCAGAACUUAAUAAAACUAUUGAACUUAUCAACAGAAAAUAUACGGCUCUCUAGAGAAUACAUUAAUUUAGAUUUUGACACCAAUAUGCUAAAGAGAAUUGGAUUUUUAUCUAUAAAUGUCACGUUUACGAUCUUUUUGUUUAAUAUUGAAGAAAAUAGGUUAUAUCUUGAAGAGUUCGUACUAGAACCUGUGGAAUUUCUUACUGAAUGUUCAGAUUUUUCUCAAGAUACACAAAACAAAGAUGAUGAAGAAAUGAUACAACUUUUCGAUAAUACCCUUUCCUUGAUACCAAAAUACAUCCUUCAAAAACCGCAUAUCGAUGACGGAUUAGUUACAAGACUUGUUUAUGUUUUCUCUUCAUUACUAAUGGAAGAGACAUCACAAUCUGGUUCAAACACGAUAAUAAAUACCACACUAGGAAAUAUUAAAUUGACAUGUUCAAGGGUGUUCAUUUCGUUGUUUGAAAAAAUACCAAAUCAAAGAGAAUUUAUUAUAGAUGAAUUACUAUCACAAAUGGAGAGACUUCCUCAAAAAAGAUUGCAGAAAAAACUAGCGAGACUCGACAAUAAUUCAUUUAUUACGCAUUUAUCUCUGACCAUUCUAGAAAUGUUGGAAACUAUCAACUACUAUGACUACAUUCAGUCUAUUUUAGCAGUCGACAACAAUAUUAUUGAAGUAUUGAAUUAUCAUAAAAAGGUUUCUUCUGAACAAAUUCUGCAAUAUAUUGAUCGUACCAUCGACUUCAUAUUCAAUAAACUGAUACAUCACCUUGCAAAAUAUCGUCACUGUCUCGAGAAUAUUGUCCAGGAUCUAACUAAUGCUUUAUUAUGCGGUACUUAUCCUGUAGCAGAGAAUCUACUUAGCGCACUUGUCAAUAAAAUGUUGGAUAUAUUUGGGUCGUCCAGGAAAUAUAAUGCUAAUAUCGAAACAACAUGUCUUCAACAGUUAGGACAUAUAGCGGGGAUAACGUUUGACAUAAAAAGGCAAACUAAAGUACACGAAGCAAAUAAUCUGAUUAAGAUUUGUAAUUACCCAGAUAUGCUUCCCCAAUGGCUUGGCUCAUUUUCAAAAUAUGUUAGUUAUAUCAAGAAAUAUACAUCAAGGUCAUCAGCAUUCUACUUCACAUAUUGUAUGGAAAUGAAUUCUCUUCUAAAGUUAUAUGAUUUAAUGAAAGAUACGACAUCUGACCAGCAAGAAACAAAAAUAACAAUAUUCAAUGCGGUGAACACUUUAAUUCACGAUACAACUGAACAACCCACUGCUAUAACCUCAGAAACUGUUAAAUACCAUUACUACUCGAUAUUGCAUAGUUUUGAAUUAAUAAACCUAUACGAACCAUAUCUUAAGCUGGUUUUAUCUAUUUUAGACGAAGACAAAAUUAAGCUAAGAUCUGUUGCUAUCAAAAGUUUAUCUGUACUUAUUACGAAGGAUAAUAAUGUUUUAUCCAGCCCUAUGGUCAGAACGACUAUAACAGAUCUGCUGAGAAACCCUACGGCUGCAUCUAUUAAGGACGCAAUUCUUGAUUUGGUCUCAAUUGGUUCAGCAUAUAUUCGUUUCUAUAAGGAAAUCAAUAUAAAUUACGAUUCUGAUAGUCUGCAGGUUCGAAGACAUAUUCUUCGUAUCAAUGAAAAAAUAUACGACGAAACCAUAGACCAGGAGACAAAGAUAUACGUUUUUUCAAGAGUUCUAAUGAAAAUUGAAGAUGAAGAAGAUAAUAUUAUUGACAUAGCCAGAGAAAUAAUACUAGGGAAGUGGAUAUUAAUUUUGACAGAUUUAAGAAAUUUACCCGAAAAAGAAUAUGAGACAUGCUAUCAAAUUAUACAAAUAAUGUCUGGUGUUAUUUCCUUAAGUGAGAAAUGUUCAGAUUUAUUUAGCUGGUUUUUGAACUUUUACCUAUUGAAUGACGAGUAUCAUUCAGUCCGUCGUUACACAGAGAUUAAAGAUAAUUUAAAAAUCAUUACUAAUAAUCUUGUACAAAUGAUAAUUGAAUUGCAAGCCAAGGACAUAGAUGAUAAUGAUAUCAAUCCCGAGAAACAGAAAUUAUUAAAUUUAUUAUCGCUAUUUUCCGAUUCUGUUGUUCCAUUUAUCAGUAAGGAUCAUAUCAUCGGACUUUAUCCGUAUAUGGUGACUGAUGCCAGGAGCAACCUUUACUUCCACAUAUUACAUACAUACAAAAAUUCAAUGCAACAGUUGACAAACUUCAAACCAAAAUUUUUGUUUGAAUUAGAGACAACAUUGCUUACCGCUCUUCCAAAAAUGACCGUGAAAGAAAUCGAUGAGGCCAUCCCUUUAGCAUGGUGUGUUGCAAGACAACGAAAUGAUUUUGGAAGACUGUUGAAGGCAUGCUCUUCAUGUUUUACACUCCUUAACCCAUAUGUUAAUCUUGCAAAUAACAAUCUUCAUAAACUGUCAUUAGAUAGCAAACUGCAGAGAUUAUUAUAUUUGGCAAGUGGAUUUGCCAGGUUUACCAAUUUUGAUACAACUGUUAUACAUAUAUCUUAUGUUCCCGAUGGUGAACCGGUGUACGAAUAUGUUGCCAAAUGCAUGCUAAUAUUUUCAAAGGGGGAUAUUGAUCACAUCAUUCGAAGAAUAGCAAUUAAAAAUCUAACUAAACUAUGUGGGAACCACCCCAGACUUUUUAAUUCAAAACAUAUUUUGAAGAUACUAGAUACAGAGUUCAAAGGUAAAAAUCUCGAUAUUCAAUUAGUUAUUCUAGAGAGCUUUUACGAUUUUUUUGUACAAGAGGAGAAACAUAGCUUAAGACAAACCGGUGAAACUUCUUAUAUGUCCUCAGAUAAACAAAGAAAAAAACGUACAAAAAUGAACCAAAGAACAGAAUUUUUAAAUGAUGGUAUUUGUACUGCACUGGUCGCUCGUUACAUACAAAACAUUCUCAGAAUAUGUUUAUUAACAGAGUUCAAAAAUGCGCUGGUAGGUAUAAGACUAUUGAAACUAGUUCUUGAGUAUGGCUAUACCAAUCCAUCUUUAUGUGUACCGACCGUAGUUGCGUUGUUGUCAUCAACAAACACUUACAUAAAAAAGAUUACAAUCAAUUUGUUUACGAUGCUGAUGGAGAAAUAUGAAACUAUGGUUUACAGCGGAUUACCAAAAGGCGUUUUACUUGCGAUCAAGUAUGCAACAGAUUGUAAUACGACAGAAUAUUACAAAAACGACCAGUUUUUAUUAUUAUUGCAGAGGAAUAUGACGACUUCAAAAGGAUCAAUUGCGAAGUUUAACAAACGUCUAUUAAACACUGUUGAUAUGCUUCUUGGUGCAUGUCUGAACGAAACAACGAUGAAUGAGAACGUCCAUAUCGUUUUAUAUAUUGCCUCCAAUAUUUCAACUAUGAGAUUUCAGGAUCAGCAUGAAUUAUUAAUCUUCAUAAGAAAAAUUGACACCAAAUAUGAACAAAUGAAGGAAAUUGCGUAUUCACAUGGAAAAAUGGCCAUGGAAACGCCAGAGUUACUAAUCAAUUUUCCAGCAAAAUCAAAACUUCGAAACAUAAUUGUUGCAACUGUUAUCUUUGAAAAGUUAAAGUUAUAUUUAAUUAAUUUGUACUCUUUGAAGGAAGAUAUUUUGCUAUAUGAUGAAAUCCAAGAGGAUGAUUUGAAAGGAAGACCUGCAGUUUUGAAUAAGAAUAUUUUACAGCCGCUACAAAAUAUUAUUAAUGAUAUAAUUUUAAAAUUUGAAGAUGAUGAGGCAUUAAUAGAUUAUUUGGAUAAUCUAGAUUAG